This is a messenger RNA of Cercocebus atys (sooty mangabey), 3044 nucleotides long. Its product is annotated as ral-GDS-related protein-like. Gene Ontology annotation, molecular function: guanyl-nucleotide exchange factor activity. Gene Ontology annotation, cellular component: plasma membrane. The transcript has 7 exons. NCBI's taxonomy places the organism in Eukaryota, Metazoa, Chordata, Mammalia, Primates, Cercopithecidae. The record is from RefSeq and is a predicted model, not a curated record. Gene Ontology annotation, biological process: positive regulation of GTPase activity; Ras protein signal transduction. Bases 1 to 1125 code for a protein of 374 amino acids.
AUGUCACCUUCACAGCCCAGGCCAUGCCUUCAGGAUGGGAAGAGCUCCACACAGCAGAUCAAGCAGAAGCUGUUGGAUGGAUUCCAUUUCUCCAUGUUCUUCAAAGAAGGGCAGGGGCCCCCUGCUACCAACCACGGCCAGUGCUGGUCUGGGCUUGUGGUAGGGUGGGGCUGUCCUCCACAGAGGCAGCAAGAGGCCAGGGACCCAGAUCCACACCAGGGUGCCCUGGAGGGUUGUGUGGGAGAAGGCCAGGCCUCUGACUCAGCUGUCCACUCCAUCACCAGCACCACCACCUCCACUUUGUUCACCUGGCCCCCUGAAAACACUUCAGUUUGCUGCCAGGCCCUGCAACGGUCAUCUUUCUGGAUACUGCUGGCCUUCAGGACCUUCGCCUGGCCUGGACUGGGCUUGGAGGACCAUCAGGAAAUUGUCCUAGGCCAGUUGGUGCUUCCGGAGCCCAAGGAGGCCAAGCCAGAAGAUCCUGCUCCACCUCCUGGGCAACACGCAUCAACAAUGCUGGCCCUGGAGCCAGCACCACCACUGUUGGCGGACCUGCGGCCUGCUCUGGAGCCAGAGUCACCUGUAGCCCUGGAUGCACCAGGAUAUUUACAUUCAGCACCAGCACCAGCACCAGCACCAGGGGAAGGGCCUCCUCCAGGAACAGUGCUGGAGCCACAAUCAGCCCCAGAGUCCCCCUGUCCCUGUCCCGGGACAGUCAAGAGCCAACACACUGAGGAGCUGCCGGACAUCACGACCUUGCCUCCCAGGCUGCUGGCUGAGCAGCUGACCCUCAUGGAUGUGGAUCUCUUCAAGAAGGUGGAGCUCUACGACUGCUUGGGCUCCAUCUGGGGCCAACGACAUCAGAAGGGGAGUGAGCACGUGGCACCCACAGUUUGUGCCACCAUUGCACACUUCAACAGGCUCACCAACUGUGUCACCACCUCCUGCCUCGGGGACCACAGCAUGAGGGCUCGGGACAGGGCCAGGGUGGUGGAGCACUGGAUCAAGGUGGCCAGGGAGUGCCUACGCCUCAACAACUUCUCCUCGGUGCACGCCAUCGUCUCUGCUCUGCGCAGCAACCCAAUACAUCGGCUACACAAGACGUGGGCAGGAGUGUCCAGGUGAGGAGGACUCUCUCCAUGGGAGCACCAGGGUUGACUUAGGGACCCAUAGGUCUCCCCAUGUGCCCUCAACGACUCUGAAAAGUUCUUGGAGACCAAGGACGGUGGAGGCAGGGAUGGGCUGGUGGGUGUGGUCACUAAGCUGCCCUGGACUCCUAGGCAAGGAUUUCUAACUCAGGAGUAAGGUUUUUUAACCAUCAGGAACAGACUGGAGCCAAUUGGAGGCUUUCAGGUGUUUGUACCCAGCAGUGGAACUGUGUCCAGCUGGAAGCUAACUGUGAACACGCGGGGGCUCAUGUGAAGUGGAGAUGGGCCAGGGGAGGAGCAUGACAGUCCCACCCUGGUCCUCCGGAGCCCUUGUCAUCAGAUGACCCCACUGGAAACUCUCACGCAGGAAGCUGAGAUUCACUGAGUUUUCAAACAAGAGGGACUGGAACUCACAAAUCUCCCCCGUGAUUCCCAAAUUUACCCUUUUUUCUUUCCUCUGUCAAUAGAAAAAGCAUAAAAUAUCUAAAAGAACUCUGCAAAAAUGACACUGCAGUGAAGAGGGACCUGCUGAUCAAGGUACAGUGGAGUCUGGGAGAUGCGGGACAAGUGUUUAAGGGUCAGAGAAAAGAGUGAGUUUGGAAAGGCAUUGGACCCAGUGUGCAGUGGUUAUUUUGUAAUGUUUUGACUUAUCUACAAAAAGUGGACUUGAAAAAUUCCCUCCAGGCCUACUUUGGGCAAACAGGAGGAGAGGUGUGUGGGUCCAUGGGCGCGUGGGAGCACGGGGGCAGGAGGCCCUGGAAAUGGGAUGCGCCAAUGGCUGCUGGGCUGCUGGGCUUCUCAGUGAGGGUGAUGAGCUGCAGCAUUAGCAGGACUCUGGCUCCCUUGCUGGUCCAUGCUGCUGGCAUGGAGCUUCCUCCAGGCUGGGGGAUGGUCAUUGUAGAUGGGACUUUCUUCCUUCCUCAAACUGGGAGAAAAUCCUCAGGAAGCCAGGCCUCUGCUGCUGCUUCUGUCUGCAGCGCACCUCCAUGGGCAGGGACUGCAGUCCACACUGGGGGAAAGAGGGAACCACAACAGAGGAAGGCCAUGUGCCAGGGAGUCCAGUAGACUGCACAGCUAUGGGUGCCAAUGGGCAAACUCAGGACAGAUGUAUGGCUUGCUGGGACUCCCCGCUCUGCCCUUUGUAGACAUCUGAAAAUGGUCAUGUCACAGGAUUCUCACCAAUUAGCAGUGACAAAGGCUCAUGACAAGUAUCUGGGGGAUCCAUGCAUUCCUAGGGGAUCCUCCCUGACCAGAUCUCAGAAACCUCCAUGCAAAUGAGAAGGCAACAUGUCACCCCACCCAGGAUUCUGGAAAACCCUGCCAUAUCCGUCAGAGAUGUCGCCUCAGGAGGCCACAUCCUGAGUGGAGGAAGAGAGAGUUCUGUGCACGGAACUCCCCUGGGGGAUCACUGGCGAGGCCAAACCAUGGAUUUGGCAAGGUGCAAACCCAGUUUGUGUGGCAGAGACUACAGUCGGGGCUCAGAUACGCCGGUGCCACUUAACCAGGUCUUCUAAAAUGCCCUGUCCCUUUCCCAUCACGACACUGCAAGGCCAGAGACCUAGACACUCAGAGACUCCAGAGAACAAGACCCUGAUGGGUGGUGGUGCUGGGAUGUGGGCUGAAGGCAGCCGAGACAGAGCCUCCAGGAGGGGGAGGAAGUGCCCUCUCUUUUGGGGCCCUGGGGAGUCACUGCCCACUCUUGGUCUCUGUUUCCUUAUCUGGAAAAUAAAGGGAUGCUGAGCCUGUAGCGCGGGCAUCACAGGGUGGAAAUGAGGUUCGAGAAAAGAAAGUAACUGGAGGGUGCUCGUGAAUGGUUCUUCCUCAGAGGGAUGAGGGGGAGAACAAUGACAACAGCUACAGGAAACAGUACUCAGGAGGCCCUGUGAGGUAGCUGUG